CAAUUUUGCAGAUUUCUCUUUUUGAAUCUUAAGAAAAGCAUAGAGUGGUAUUAGUCAUGUUUAUCAUGACCAGUUAGUGACUAAUUAAAAAAUCAGACUGGACUUCAAACAUGUGGAUGCCGGACCACUGUAUACAGAAAACAUAGAGAUGGAUGAACAACAUGUUGAUUGCAAGAGAAACUUUCUGUCGAGAUCUUUCUUCAAGAUAUUGAUACUCGUGGGCGUGUUGUUGUUGCUGGCAAAACAUAUUGAGAUACCUAAAGCAGUGAGAGAAACAAAAUACAUUAAUAGAACAAAUAAUCGAAGUGAUGGAGAUACGAGACCAAAAGAAACUAAAUAUUACGGGAAGGACUACGGAAGUGAUUAUAUCAAAACUAAAUAUAUAAUGCACAAGUUGUUUAAUGAAAAUGGACAAAGACUUACAGCGAAACAACGCGCAAACCUUGUCAAGGAAAGAUGUCAAACAUUUCUGAAGGAAAACAAUUUACGACUUAAUCCCAACGCAAAAUGUAGAUACGAUCGAGAAUUUAUGAGAAGUCGCAGUUAUAACUUAACAAUUUGCUACAACUGUAAAGUGGCUUCGACGAACACAAAACGCGUGCUUUACGUUCUUGACCACAACUUUACCGGUGAUAUCAACAGUCUCACAGUGCAUACGGUGGGUGAAUACGGAAGAAAAUCAUGAAUAAUUUCCAGGAAAUUAUGUCUGAGAAACAUCGUAUCAGUGUAAUGUUGGUAAGAGAACCACUAGAAAGGUUACUAUCUGCAUAUAGAGAAAGACGUGCUUACAGGAAGCACUUUAGAGACCCUUCGUUUUCAUUUAAAAAAUAUGUGCAACUUAUUUUAGACGAACAAAUGAAAAACAUAAACAGACAUAUGUAUCCGUAUUUCGAAAGGUGUCGGCCGUGUGAAAUGCAGUAUGACUUUAUUGGUCUUCAACACAAUUUUAACGAUGAUAUUAAAGCUUUGUUGCAGCACAUCGGUGCCAGUGGAAAAGUUGAUAUACCAACAAGAAAUGAAACCGGUUACACUUCUGAAUCAAGUGAUAAGCUGUUAAAACUGUAUUUUAGCAAAGUUCCAAAUGACAUUAUACAUAAAUUGUGGGAGAAAUAUUACAAAGACUAUUAUAUAUUUGGAUUUCCUUAUCCGUCACAUCUGAUGAACUGAAAAAGAUAAAAGUGGUCAAUGUUUUAUUUUUCAAGUUUCAAAUUCUGAAGAAAUAUUUCGUAACAGAAGUUGAGAUGUUGUUGUAGGGAUAAUACACGUUUUUUUUUGUAUUAACGUCUGCAGAAGCCCGCGGGAUUGUUUGUGACCGAGACCGAAGGUCGAGGUCACAAACAUAUCCCAAGGGCUUCUGCAGGCGUUAAUACACAAAACAAAUGUGUAUUGUCGCUAUUCUUGCAUAAAAAAAACAUUACACGACGACUAAAUGCAU
Messenger RNA from Mercenaria mercenaria, 1435 nucleotides. RefSeq lists its product as uncharacterized. The coding region runs from base 149 to 685 and encodes 178 amino acids. NCBI's taxonomy places the organism in Eukaryota, Metazoa, Mollusca, Bivalvia, Venerida, Veneridae. The transcript is spliced from 3 exons. The record is from RefSeq and is a predicted model, not a curated record.